Nerophis lumbriciformis (worm pipefish) is the source of this 1162-nucleotide messenger RNA. RefSeq names its product homeobox protein Nkx-2.5-like. Gene Ontology annotation, biological process: cell differentiation; regulation of transcription by RNA polymerase II. Gene Ontology annotation, molecular function: RNA polymerase II cis-regulatory region sequence-specific DNA binding; DNA-binding transcription factor activity, RNA polymerase II-specific. Gene Ontology annotation, cellular component: nucleus. The record is from RefSeq and is a predicted model, not a curated record. NCBI's taxonomy places the organism in Eukaryota, Metazoa, Chordata, Actinopteri, Syngnathiformes, Syngnathidae.
CUAAGACCAUGAGGAACAAGACCGGGACAUGAUGGGGUCUUAAAGGGACCUCCGAUCAUUACCGAGCAAGACAAGAGGAGGUGGAGGUGUGUGUGGGGGUGGUGGGGAGGCCGGGAGUCACACAUUUGCACUAAAAGGCGUAAAAGCGCGUGCAUGUUACUCGGAGGGCUUCAGGCCGCGCACGGGGCCGCGCAGCAGGACUUGGACGCCGCGAUGCUGCAGAGUCCGCUCACCUCCACGCCGUUCUCCGUCACGGACAUCCUGAAGGUGGAGCAGCAGCACGCGCACUACCGCGGCCCGCCGUCCUCCUGCAUGCUGGCCCGGGACAGUCCGCCGUCCUUCUCGGACACCGACGACCAGCCCAUGGUCUACCUGGGGGCGCUGGCCGAGGACGAGGACGAGGACGAGGACUGCGGGAGGGACAGCGGCUUGUCCGCGGACGGAGGCGGGCUGCAGGCGGCCAAGAUGGAGACCCCCGACGGGGACGCGCAGGAGCGGAGCCUGUGCGUGUUGACGGCGGGGGACCCUCCGUCUCCGCGGGCCGCGCAGAAGCCGCGCAGUCGGCGGCGGCCCCGCGUGCUCUUCGCGCAGGCGCAGGUGUCGGAGCUGGAGCGCCGCUUCAAGCAGCAGCGCUACCUGUCCGCGCCCGAGAGGGAGCACCUGGCCUCGGCGCUGCAGCUCACGUCCAACCAGGUGAAGAUCUGGUUCCAGAACCGCCGCUACAAGUGCAAGCGGCAGCGGCAGGACAGAGGCCUGCAGGACGCGGCGGCGGGGCCGCACCACAGCCAGCCCAGGCGCGUGGCCGUGCCGGUGCUGGUCCGGGACGGGAAGCCGUGCGUCGGCGGCGGCGGCGCGGCGCAGGGCUACGUCGCCACCGCCGCGGCGGCAGCGCCCUACGCGGGCUACGGCUACGGCGGCUACCCGGCCUACACGUACGGUAGCCCCGCCUACCAGAACACCUACACCUGCACGUACGGCGGCCUUCCCGCGCUGGGCCCCUCCGCGGACUCUCAGCAGGCCCAGAACCACCAAGGCGGCCCGGUGACGUCAUGCCAGGGGAUACGGGCCUGGUGACGUCAUCGUUUGGAAACUUUUACUUCGUCGUGUCGGGUGCUUUUGCUUUUGCUUUGGCUUUUAUUCCAAUAAAACAAAGUUUGCUUGA